Molecule: messenger RNA, 1044 nt
Organism: Aphis gossypii (cotton aphid)
Lineage: Eukaryota; Metazoa; Arthropoda; Insecta; Hemiptera; Aphididae
Gene: mRpL28
Product: 39S ribosomal protein L28, mitochondrial
Exons: 2
Coding region: 180-977 (265 amino acids)
Cellular component (GO): mitochondrial large ribosomal subunit
Molecular function (GO): structural constituent of ribosome
Source: RefSeq, a predicted model, not a curated record
AUUACUAUUUACUAUUAUCAUUAGAGGAAUACAGAACUUUUCUACGAUUGUUAAAUUAUUAACUAUUAAUCAAUUUACACUAUAAAUUAGUUUUAUGUAAUAGUUUUAUACCUAUUUACCAAAAUAAGUUAAUAAUACUUUGUGAAUUUUAUUGCCUAGCACAAUAAAGGAAUCAUAAAAUGGAGUCUAGACUAGCUAAUGGCUUAAAAUUAUUAUACAUACCAAAAAAAACAAAAAUUAAUUCUGGCCUUGGCGAUCGGCUUCCAGAGGCUUAUAAGAAAUUUUAUAAGGAAUGGCGUCACAAAGUCCCUGAACCAGUUUACUUCAAACCUAAACCAGGAAAAUGGACUAAAGAUGAGAAAACUGGAGCAGUUAUUCCAGUUCAGAAUAUACCAAUUCCUUUAAAGUAUCCAAAAACAAUGCAUUCUGGUAUUUGGGGAGGAGAAGCUAUAGUUCAAGGCUUCAAACAAAGUGGUAAAUAUAAGAGUCGUGUACCACAUUUUUGGACACCAACGCUAAAGAAAUCAGUGGUAUACAGUGAAAUUUUAAAUACUUACAUGUCAACGACAGUGACUGAAAAAGCACUAGAUCUUAUAAAUAAGAAUUAUGGCUUAGACCAUUAUCUACUGAAAACAGCUGCAUGUGAUUUAAAGACCACUUUAAGCUUAAAAAUUAAACGUCAUUUGUUAAUGGCUCUAAGAGACAAAACAUUAUACAAAGAUGAUAGUGUAAAACAACAAGAAGUGUAUGACAAAUAUAAACAUUAUUUGAAGGAUUACACUCACGAAGAAAUUGAAUGGUAUGGUUUAACAUUUGAUCAGGCUUUACUCAAAAUGCAGGAAAUAGAUGAAUUAAAUGAAAAGGAAGCUCCAUUAAAGGCAAAAUAUAGACUGGAAUUGAUAGAGGAGUUGAAGAAUAGUAAUGAGCCAGUAGAAGAAAACAAAAGUUGGAUUAAUAAACUUAAUCCUUUUAGAUAAAAAUGUUAUAUUACAAUAUAGUAGUGUAUUAAUACCUAAAAUAUAAUUACUAAUAUUAAAAUAAAAU